Messenger RNA from Marmota flaviventris (yellow-bellied marmot), 1093 nucleotides. It is a transcript of the gene Tbc1d21, whose product is annotated as TBC1 domain family member 21. Gene Ontology annotation, biological process: activation of GTPase activity. The record is from RefSeq and is a predicted model, not a curated record. Gene Ontology annotation, molecular function: GTPase activator activity. NCBI's taxonomy places the organism in Eukaryota, Metazoa, Chordata, Mammalia, Rodentia, Sciuridae.
AGUGCUGGUCAGAGGCUGCUCUGAAGACAGCUAGCAGGAGCCAUGACCACCCUCUCUCCUGAAAACAGCCUCUCUGCCAUGCUGUCAGCCUCCUUCAUCCUGGUGAAGAGAAAACCUCCCAUUGACAAGACGGAAUGGGAUAGCUUCUUCGACGAGAAUGGUCACUUGGCCAAGUCACGGGACUUCAUUUGUGUUAACAUCCUGGAAAGGGGUCUGCACCCCUUCGUGAGGACAGAAGCCUGGAAGUUCCUCACAGGCUACUACUCAUGGCAGAGUUCCCAGGAUGAGCGGCUCACAGUGAACAGCAUGAGGAGGAAGAACUACAAUGCCUUGUGCCAGAUGUAUGAGAAGAUUCAGCCCCUUCUGGAAAACUUGCACCGGAACUUCAUAGAAACUCAGAACAACAUUGCAUAUGAUCUCCAGAGACUCUAUGAUAAAGAUCCCCUGGGGAAUGUCCUCAUUGACAAGAAGAGACUCGAGAAGACCCUGCUCCUGAGUUACGUCUGCAACAACCAGGCAGAAUACCAGCGGGGCUUCCAUGAGAUGGUGAUGCUUUUCCAGAUCAUGGUGGAGCAUGACCAUGAGAUCUUCUGGCUUUUUCAGUUCUUCCUGCAGAAAACAGAGCACAGCUGUGUCAUCAACAUCGGGGUGGGCAAGAACCUGGACAUGCUCAACAACCUGAUCACUUUCCUGGACCCUGUGUUUGCUGAGCACCUAAAAGGGAAGGGUGCAGGGGCCGUGCAGGCCCUCUUCCCCUGGUUCUGCCUCUGCUUCCAGCGCGCCUUCAAAUCCUUCGAUGACGUUUGGAGGCUCUGGGAGGUUUUGCUGACAGGAAAGCCCUGCAGGAACUUUCAGGUGCUGGUGGCCUACAGCAUGCUGCAGAUGGUGCGUGAGCAGGCACUGCUGGAGAGCAUGAGCGGAGACGCCAUCCUCCUGGCCUGCAACAAACUCAUCGACCUUGAUGCUGAUGAGCUAAUCUCUGCCGCCUGCAUGGUUUAUGCUGAGCUCAUGCAAAAAGAUGUUCCUCAGCCAUUGAAGAAUUUCUUUCUCUGAGAACACUGAUACCCACCAUGGACAGAUGCCUUCAAUGAAC